Molecule: messenger RNA, 849 nt
Organism: Aspergillus sclerotioniger CBS 115572
Lineage: Eukaryota; Fungi; Ascomycota; Eurotiomycetes; Eurotiales; Aspergillaceae
Product: RTA1 domain-containing protein
Exons: 3
Coding region: 1-849 (282 amino acids)
Cellular component (GO): membrane
Source: RefSeq, a predicted model, not a curated record
AUGGCUACCGGCUGGACCGCAUACGCCUACUAUCCCUCCGUGGGAGGGGCAGCCGUCAUGAUUAUGAUGUUUCUGGGUGGUGUUGCCAUUUUUACUUACCAGCUUAUUCGAACGCGCGCAUGGUUGACGAUUGCAGCCUUGAUUGGGGGCAUGUUUGAAACGGUAGGCUAUAUCGGUCGAGCGAUGUCCGGCAAUCAGUCCCCCAAUUGGACUCUAGGCCCUUAUAUAAUCCAGAGCACGCUUCUCCUGGUUGCCCCGGCCUUGUUUGCCGCCACCAUCUACAUGGUCCUGGGCCGGAUCAUUGCCCUCGUGAACGGAGAGCAUCAUUCGAUCAUUAGACUCAGAUGGUUGACUAAGAUAUUCGUGCUGGGAGAUUGUCUGUCGUUUCUGAUGCAGUCAUCUGGCGCCGGAAUCAUGGUACAGUCGAAGUCCGCGACGGAUAACACAGGCCAGAAUGUCAUCAUCGGUGGUCUCUUUGUCCAGAUCCUGUUCUUCUGCUUCUUCCUUGUGGUCGCCGGCAUAUUUCAGCGUCGCAUCUACCGACACCCUACUGUUCGCUCCGAGUCGCCUUCGAUUCCGUGGCGCAAACAUUUCUUCUCGCUAUACGCGUCCAGCUUCCUGAUCCUCGUUCGGUCAAUCGUACGCUUCAUCGAAUACGUCCAGGGACAAAACGGAUAUGUAAUCACGCACGAAGCUUUCAUCUACGUUUUUGACGCCGUGCCCAUGUUCCUGGUGCUGUGUAUUCUCAUUCGAGUCCACCCCAGUGAAAUCAACGGGCUGUUGGGCAAGUCCCGGGUGGCCGCCGUGGGCAACGGCCUGAAGUUUGUUGAUAUAUCUCCUGCGCUUUAA